Thrips palmi is the source of this 1656-nucleotide messenger RNA. Its product is annotated as formylglycine-generating enzyme. Gene Ontology annotation, cellular component: endoplasmic reticulum. The record is from RefSeq and is a predicted model, not a curated record. The transcript is spliced from 4 exons. Lineage: Eukaryota; Metazoa; Arthropoda; Insecta; Thysanoptera; Thripidae. Bases 267 to 1418 code for a protein of 383 amino acids.
AGGAGGCAAGAGGAGGUGGGUGGCGGCAGGCGGCGCCAAAGUCAGUCAGCUGUUGAGAUUGACAGGCGCCGGCGCCUGCGAGGCACCUUUAAGGCCGUGACCCUCUUCCAGCGAUCAGACGUCCGCUCCAGUCACACUCCAGGCACUUCCAGUUUCCAGUCGCCUGGGCCGCGUUUGUUUACAUUGCCACGGCGACGUUUCACCGACAGCGCAAACACAGCGAAACAACCCGUGAAGCGAAUUGAUUGAAUCGAAUCUGGGUGAAAAUGGUUGCCCAACGAACUUGUCCUGUGGGUUUGAUGGCCUUCGCGCUGUUAUGCGUUGUAGCGCAAGACACCUGCGACUUAACCUCUAAAGAGACGCCCUGUGGCUGUGGGGCCCUGAAGAGGAAAGCCAAGGAUAAAGACUCGCUGACACCUCUGGAGAAGACUGUCACAACGUUGGAGGAGAUUAUGAAUGGGGGCGAGUCAAAUAAGGCUGUGCCCCAGCCCAGGGAUGCAUUUGUUGAAUCCGAGUAUCCCCGUACCAAUGAUAUGGUUUUAAUUAAAGGUGGUGAGUUUACCAUGGGUACCGAUAAGCCUGUGUUUGUGGCUGAUGGGGAAGGCCCCUCACGCAAAGUCAAGCUUCAAGAAUUUUAUCUCGAUAUUCAUGAAGUUAGUAAUGCAGAGUUUGAAAUUUUCUGUAAUGAAACCAAGCACAAAACGGAGGCUGAAAGUUAUGGCGACUCAUUUGUAUUUGAUCCCUUACUGAGCGAGGAAACUCGUAAAACACUUACACAAGCUGUGGCUGCCGCUCCAUGGUGGGUCCCAGUUAAAGGAGCAGACUGGCGGCAUCCAGAAGGCCCCGACAGCAAUUUAAAAGGUCGAAUGGACCAUCCAGUUGUUCAUGUGUCUUGGAAUGAUGCAGUUGCAUACUGCAAGUGGGCAGGCAAACGCUUACCCACUGAAGCUGAGUGGGAGUAUGCCUGUCGCAGUGGACUUGAAAACCGUCUCUAUCCAUGGGGAAAUAAUCUGAACCCACGAGGCGAGCAUUGGAUGAACAUUUGGCAAGGGAAGUUUCCGGAGGAAGACACUGAAGAGGAUGGCUACAAAUCCACUGCUCCUGUGACAACAUUCCCCGCAAAUGCUUUCGGACUGAAGAACAUGGUGGGCAAUGUGUGGGAGUGGACCUCUGACUGGUGGUCUAUCAAACACCCAUCAUACCUCCAAGAGAACCCAGUUGGACCUGAGGCUGGAGAAGAUAAGGUGAAAAAAGGUGGUUCCUAUAUGUGCCAUAAAAGUUACUGCUUCCGAUAUCGGUGUGCAGCUAGAAGCCAAAACACACCAGAUAGUGCUGCUGGCAAUCUUGGCUUCAGAUGUGCGUCUAAUGAACUUCCCUCCAAGUCCAAAAACACCAACAUUUUAAAAGAUGAACUGUGAUAAAUUUUAAGUUAUGAUUUUAAGUAUGUGUGAUCUCUUGUCUGUACAAGGCCUGUUUAGGGCAUGUUUUGUAUUAUUUUUAGUUUUUGUUGUAUAAAAUAGUGGGAGCGGAACAGAAGGGAAGGUGUAAGGGUAAUGAAAAGAAAAUUAAACAAUUGUAUUUUUUAAGCAAAAGCUUUGUUUACUAAAAUUGGAAUAGUCAAAUUCAACAAAUACAAACAAUGAAUGGGGCAAGGAU